AUGGCAUCUACAGUGGGACACAUGUGGCCCCUCAUGCUGCUGCUGCUCUUCCGGUGUCCUGGUCUCACAUCAGGAGCCUCCAAGGAUCUGGUUUGUGAGCCCAUAACUGUGCCCAUGUGCAGAGGCAUCGGCUACAACCUCACAUACAUGCCCAAUCAAUUCAACCACGACACACAGGAGGAAGUGGGGCUGGAAGUGCACCAGUUCUGGCCCCUGGUCCGGAUCCGCUGCUCCCCAGACCUGCUCUUCUUCCUGUGCAGCAUGUACACUCCCAUCUGCCUGCCGGACUACAGGAAGCCGCUGCCGCCUUGCCGAUCAGUGUGUGAACGGGCCAAACGUGGCUGCUCCCCUCUCAUGAGUCAGUACGGCUUCGAGUGGCCUGAGAGAAUGAGCUGCGAGGAGCUGCCCCAGCUGGGAGACGAGACCUUGUGCAUGGACCAGAACAGCAGCGAGACCACCACCCUGGCGCCCCCAUUCCCAAAGCCCACCCCUAAAGGCAGGACCAGACCGCCCAGCCCUCCACAGUGCGACAGGGAGUGUCGCUGCAAAGACUCCCUUGUUCCCAUCAAGAGGGAGUCCCACCCUCUGUACGGCCGGGUCCAGACCGGCCCCCUACUCAACUGCGCCCAGCCCUGCCACCAGUCCGACUUCUCUGCCGACGAACGUGCCUUCACCAGCUUCUGGGUGGGACUCUGGUCGGUGUUGUGCUUCAUCUCCACCCUGACCACUGUGGCCACCUUCCUCAUCGACAUGGAGCGCUUCAAGUACCCGGAGAGGCCCAUCAUCUUCCUGGCUGCCUGCUACCUCUUCGUCUCUUUGGGGUACAUCAUCCGCCUGGUGGCAGGUCAUGAGCGGGUGGCUUGUGGUUCCAGCAGCAUCGGUGGCGACCAGCUUCACAUCCUGUACGACACCACCGGCCCGGCUCUCUGUACCCUCGUCUUCUUGCUGGUGUACUUCUUCGGCAUGGCCAGCUCCAUCUGGUGGGUGGUGUUGUCCUUCACCUGGUUUCUAGCUGCAGGGAUGAAGUGGGGCAGCGAGGCCAUCGCUGGAUACUCGCAGUAUUUUCAUCUGGCUGCCUGGCUCAUCCCAAGUGUCAAGACUAUUGUGGUUCUGGCUCUCAGCGCCGUGGAUGGAGACCCUGUUGCUGGCAUCUGCUAUGUUGGGAACCAGAGUCUGGAGAACCUGAGGGGAUUUGUACUUGCACCUCUGGUGGUUUACCUCUUCACUGGCUCACUUUUCUUACUUGCUGGCUUCGUUUCUCUGUUCCGCAUCAGGAGCAUCAUCAAGCAAGGAGGCACCAAGACGGACAAACUAGAGCGGCUGAUGAUCCGCAUCGGGCUCUUCACGGUGCUGUACACCGUCCCUGCCACCAUCGUGGUGGCCUGCCUUGUCUACGAGCAGCACUACCGGCCCAGCUGGGAGCGAGCCUUGGCCUGUUCCUGCCCGUCUGAGCGCCAACGUCUGGGCCUGGGCCCAGACUAUGCCGUGUUCAUGCUCAAAUACUUCAUGUGCUUAGUGGUGGGCAUCACCUCAGGAGUCUGGAUUUGGUCCGGAAAAACCCUGGAGUCCUGGAGGAGGUUUGUGGCUCGAUGCUGCCCCUGCUGGCCACAGAAAGCCACUGCUCCGCCCUCCAUGUACAGUGAAGCCAGUACAGCUUUAACUGGACACACAGGAACUGGGCUCACAUCAGGGAUCUACCACAAAGCAGCCCCGUCUCAUAUAUGA
This is a messenger RNA of Stegastes partitus (bicolor damselfish), 1725 nucleotides long. It is a transcript of the gene fzd5, whose product is annotated as frizzled class receptor 5. Gene Ontology annotation, molecular function: Wnt receptor activity; Wnt-protein binding. The transcript has a single exon. The coding region runs from base 1 to 1725 and encodes 574 amino acids. The record is from RefSeq and is a predicted model, not a curated record. Gene Ontology annotation, biological process: non-canonical Wnt signaling pathway; canonical Wnt signaling pathway. NCBI's taxonomy places the organism in Eukaryota, Metazoa, Chordata, Actinopteri, Pomacentridae. Gene Ontology annotation, cellular component: plasma membrane.